UAAUCCAUGACAGUAACGUAAUAAUAAAGUAAUUUGUUUAGUGGCGAUUUCAUUCGGUUUUAAAAUUUACUCCCCCCCCCCCAAAAAAAUGUCGUGGUUUCUUGUGUUUUUCUGGUCUAUGUUCGUGGUUUGCAAGGCUCAAGUUUGUCCGUGUGAGAGGCCGGAGCUCUGUCGACAGAUCCGUGAGGAGAGAGACUUUGAGGUGUUUGUGUUUGAUGUGGGUGGAAAGACAUGGAAGUCCUACAACUGGAGCAUGGUGACGACAGUAGCGACAUUUGGGAAAUAUGAUGCUGAACUCAUGUGUUAUGCUCACUCCAAAGGAGCACGAGUUGUCCUCAAAGGUGAUGUUCCCCUCUCCUACAUUGUGGACCAAGAUAACAGGACAGCGUGGAUAACGGAGAAAGUCAACUUGGCCAAAAGUCAGUUUAUGGAUGGAAUCAACAUCGACAUUGAACAGGCGGUGGAAGAGGGCUCGCCCCAGUACCAAGCUUUGACAGACCUGGUCAAAGAGACCACUGAGGCCUUCCACAGAGAGCUCCCAGGAUCUCAGGUCUCGUUCGAUGUUGCCUGGUCACCAAAAUGUAUCGACAAGCGCUGUUAUGAUUACGUCACCAUUGCUGAAUCCUGCGACCUGCUGUUUGUUAUGUCCUACGAUGAGCAGAGUCAGAUCCUGGGGGAUUGUAUCGCAAUGGCAAACGCCCCGCUCUCUCAAACACUAAAUGCCUAUGACCAGUAUUUGAAUCUGAAUAUUGAUCCAAAGAAGCUGGUGAUGGGAGUGCCAUGGUAUGGCUAUGACUACCCAUGCCUCAACCUUUCCCAGGAGGGAAUAUGCUCAAUAGCCAAAGUUCCUUUCCGUGGAGCUCCCUGCAGUGAUGCAGCUGGAAAACAGAAACCAUACAAGUGGAUCAUGAAGCAGGUCAACAGCUCAUUGUCCGGCAGGAUGUGGGACAGCAAGCAGCAGGCUCCCUACUUCAAUUACAAGGACCAGCGAGGACAGGUUCAUCAGGUUUGGUACGAUGACCCGCAGAGUAUUUGUCCCAAGGCAGACGCUGUGAAAUCUAAAGGUUUGAGGGGCAUUGGCAUGUGGAAUGGCAACAUCUUGGACUACAGCGGUGAAACGGUUGCUAGGCAGCAGACCGAAAUGAUGUGGAAUGCCCUGUUAGGAUGCUAGCUGGGACACACUUAACACUGCUGCAGAAAUUUACACCACUGCUACGCCCAGUCCUGUUUGUUGCUAAGUCAAUAUAUCCUUUUGUAGCAGUAACGGGGUGUGACUUCCCUCUGAGUUCAGGGAUGCAUACUUGCACUUCAGAGUUUAUUGUGGCUUUUUAUUGCUGUUGUCUUUGAAUGUAUGCGUCUCAGACAUUCCUCUCCACUAACCGAAAUAACUGUGAUUCUUUGCAGAAGACAAAGAACAAUCUUUCUGACGCGAUGCACGUACACACACAGUAUUUUUUUAAUUGACCAAUGUUGAGCUUUUUGAGAUCUGUGCACUUUUAUCUUUUUCAUAAAAUAAAACAUUUUUCUGAUCUGUAAA
Molecule: messenger RNA, 1537 nt
Organism: Toxotes jaculatrix (banded archerfish)
Lineage: Eukaryota; Metazoa; Chordata; Actinopteri; Toxotidae
Gene: ctbs
Product: chitobiase, di-N-acetyl-
Exons: 7
Coding region: 89-1171 (360 amino acids)
Biological process (GO): chitin catabolic process; carbohydrate metabolic process
Cellular component (GO): extracellular region
Molecular function (GO): chitin binding; chitinase activity
Source: RefSeq, a predicted model, not a curated record